Cajanus cajan (pigeon pea) is the source of this 2059-nucleotide messenger RNA. The record is from RefSeq and is a predicted model, not a curated record. NCBI's taxonomy places the organism in Eukaryota, Viridiplantae, Streptophyta, Magnoliopsida, Fabales, Fabaceae.
GGGAGGACUGGUUACUGGCAGGAGACGAAAAAUAUUUGAAGAAAAAGCUCAUAGCGCAGAAAUUUACAGAGGCAACAUUUCUCCCAAAUUAAAGAGGGACUGCUUCCAAGCCACCACACACUCCUAAGCGAUCUGAUUCAUUCCAAGUGGAAAAAGAGGUCCCGAGUUUUACGUUUGCGGCUGGUGUUGCAACAAUGGUUUGUAACACGAACAAGAGCAACAAGAAGGAGAAAGACCUUGAGUUUUUCUUCGAGGAUGAUUUCAACGAAAGUGCACAACAAGAUAUUGAAAGUGCAAAGUUAACGAUAGAGAGUGAAAGUAGCAGUGAUGAUGACGAGGGAAAUGAUACAACGCACCGUCGUCACUCUUUCACUUCUCAGCAAUGGCCUCGAAGUUACAAAGAGACUACAGAUGCUUACACACUUGCUGCAACUCCAAAUUUUGAAUCAAUUCUACGAGGAUCAAGUUUUGUAUAUUCUAGUUUUGACGAUCGUUCAAAGAAUAAGUUAGAUAUAGAUGGAAAGACAACUCCUUUUCUCUCUGGUCAUGAAAUCGUUACCCAAUCAACUUUGCCGAAACAAGGUUCAGUGCAAGCGCAUUCAUGUGGCGAACUUCCCAUUGGUCAUGGAUGCAACUUCAUUCAAACAGUUUUCAAUGCGAUUAAUGUGAUGGCUGGAGUUGGCAUUUUGUCUACACCUUAUACAUUGAAAGAAGCUGGUUGGGUGAGCAUGGUGCUGAUGGUUCUUUUUGCAGUCAUUUGUUGCUAUACAGCCACCCUUAUGAGAUACUGUUUUGAAAGCAGAGAAGGGAUCAAUAGCUAUCCAGAUAUAGGAGAGGCUGCAUUUGGAAAAUAUGGUCGUAUUAUUAUAUCAAUCAUCUUGUACACUGAAUUAUAUUCGUGUUGUGUGGAAUUCAUCACCUUGGAAGGAGAUAACCUCACUGGACUAUUUCCGGGAACAUCCUUAAAUUUGGGCAGUUUCCAGUUAGAUUCUGUCCACAUGUUUGGAAUUUUGGCUGCACUUAUUAUUAUCCCCACUGUAUGGCUAAAGGAUCUUCGUAUAAUUUCUUUAAUGUCAGCUGGAGGAGUUUUUGCAACAGUGUUGAUUGUUAUAUGUGUGUUUUGUGUUGGGACAAGUGAUGGUGUUGGAUUCCAUCACACUGGUCAAUUGGUCAAUUGGAGAGGCAUUCCUUUAGCAAUUGGUAUCCAUGGUUUUUGCUUUGCAGGACACUCAGUUUUCCCUAAUAUUUACCAAUCCAUGGCUGACAAAACACAAUUUACUAAAGCAGUAAUAUUAUGUUUUGUAUUGUCUGUUACAAUAUAUGGAGGUGUUGCAAUCAUGGGAUUCCUCAUGUUUGGUGAUGCCACUUUGUCUCAAAUAACACUAAAUAUGCCACGGAGUUCAUUUGCUUCCAAGGUUGCAUUGUGGACAACAGUAAUUAACCCAUUCACUAAAUAUGCUUUGUUGAUGAACCCAUUGGCAAGGAGUCUCGAGGAGUUGCUACCAGAAAGAAUAUCAAGUACUUAUCAAUGUUUCAUUCUUCUUAGAACAGCACUUGUUGUAUCUACGGUUUGUGCUGCUUUUCUGAUUCCUUUUUUUGGGUUUGUGAUGGCUUUAAUUGGCUCUCUCUUCAGUAUACUUGUGUCAGUGAUAUUGCCAACUUUAUGUUUUGUGAAAAUUGUGGGGAAAAAAGCAACUUAUACACAGGUUGUAUUGAGCGUCGUAAUUGCUGCAUUUGGAGUCAUUUGUGGAGUUCUUGGAACAUAUUCAUCUGUGCUGAAUAUUAUGAAGAGUUACGAAUGAGUGUUAUAAGCCAAUUACAAAUGUUUACUCAUGAUAAGUAUAUAGUCAAUUUAAUUUUUAGGUCACAAAUAUAUAAGACUUUUCUUUCUCACAAAACACUUCAUUAUAAGGUUCAAAUUCCUGCUAAAUGUAGUCUGUUAUUUCUUUUUUGACUUUUGUUUAUGUAAGAGUUUUUUUAGGCGAGUGAUAAAUCUAAAAGAAUCUAAUGAUAUUUUAUUGCAGUUACUUAUACUAGACAUAUAUCAAUGCUUUGUAAA